AUGGUUAAAUUGGAGACCGAGAAUGAAAGCUACACUUAUAUUCAGUCAUCAGAGUGUGUGACAACAAAGCGGUGCAGAACUCGAUUCAAUUUAUGGCAAAUUCAAAGACUCGAACAAGUCUUUCACGAAACCCAUUAUCCGGACGCACAACAAAUGCAUGGCUUAGCACAAGAGACCAGUAUUCCGACGCCUAAAAUGCAGAUAUGGUUUCAAAACCGAAGAGCGAAAUGGAGAAAAAAUUCUCGACUUAAAAAUUUUGGUGGACUCGCGUCCGUACGGGAGACCGCUUACGUUCCGGCGCCGCAUACCGACGAUACACACCAAUCAUUAUCAUUGGAUACAAAUUUGCAAAACUAUAGUCAAAACGAUAUUCAAAUUAAAUCCGACGAAAACAAUGCCAUCGAUUUGAGAAUCAGAUCUCUUGAGAGUGAGUGCGAGAAUCUGUCGUCGCAUUCAAUGUUUGAUUCAAACGUUUACAAGAAAUGUGCGGGAAUUACAAGAUCGUCGUUUGGAUGCGAUGAUAGGGAAUCGCUGUGUUUGAUUUUCCUCAUCAAUGGAUUGGAAGCCAACAAAACUGUGGAUACAAUUGUCGACAGAAGCGUAGCUUUGAGUUCGGAAAUCAACUAA
Medioppia subpectinata is the source of this 627-nucleotide messenger RNA. The record is from the annotation of a GenBank genome assembly. Lineage: Eukaryota; Metazoa; Arthropoda; Arachnida; Sarcoptiformes; Oppiidae.